AUGAGUGAGGCAGGAGAGGCCACCCUCACGGAGGUGGCCGCCUCCGUCUCCCCCCAAGCCAUCUCCCCCCAAGCCGUCUCCCCCGAAGCUGGGCAGAAAGAUCUGUCGUCCUUGGGAGGCGGAGAUUCUGUCCAAGCCCUAGUCGCCAGCCACCUCAGCGGAGACUCUGUCCCCGAGGCCACCGUGGCAGCUGGCACCAAGGAAAAGGCGCCCAAGAAAGUCAUCGCCAAGAGGGUGAGUGGAUCCGUCAAGUGGUUCAAUGUAAAGAACGGGUACGGUUUCAUCAGCAGGCAUGACACCCAGGAAGAUGUAUUCGUUCACCAGACGGCCAUCACGCGGAACAACCCCCACAAGUACCAACGCAGCGUGGGCGAAGGCGAGACCGUCGAGUUCGACGUGGUGCAGGGCAAGCAAGGCAUCGAGGCUGCGAACGUGACCGGGCCAGGUGGCGCCCCAGUGGAGGGCAGCCGCUUUGCUGCAAACCGCCCCCGCUUCCGCCGUGGCUUCUACACCCGCCAUCGCGCGCCACAGCAUCGCAGUGCCAGGGGCCCCGAGGGGGAUGUCUAUGACUACGGCUAUGACUACCACUACAACUACAACUACUACUAUGACUACUACGACUACUACCACUACUAUGGCUACUACGGCUACUAUGACUACCACUACCAGUGCAGCAGAGAAGACUUCGCCUUAGCCCAGGGCCAGAGGCGCCGCCUGCCCCGCCGCCCCCAAGACCAAAGGCUGAGGCGCUUUCCGCCCUUCCGCAGAGCCAGGGCUGUGACCCGCCGCCCUUCCACCUUCGCUCCCGCCAGUGGCCCACGGGCCGCCCAGCUGCCUGGGUCUGCACCAGCCACCAGGCCUGAGAGCUCACCACCACGCCGCGGACCUGGCCCUAGCUACCGCUUGAGUCGCCCUAGGGGCCGAGGCAUUGCCCCUGGUCCAAAGUCCUCUGAGCAGAUGGAGGCAGAAAACAAGGAGAGCGGGAGCGAUGCUGGCUCUGCAGCCCUCAGCCCCAACAACCCCCUCCACCACCCACAGCAGCCGCCUGGUGCCCAGAACCAGAGCCCUGAAGGAGGAGAGGAGGAGACCUGGAAGGGCCCUGCUGGAAAACCCGCUUGCGCUGCCAAUCAGAGCAGCGCCUCAGAGGAGGAUGCCGCAGUUGCAGAUGCCACCUCUGCUGCACAGGCCCAGUGACACUCCUGCCCCCUCCCAGGGACUCCCUGGCCUGGGGCUGCAGGUGAUGUCCUCUUGAGGUGCCCUUUGGCGCUACACAGUCCAGAUUGACUGUUAGAUUUAUGCCCUGAGAAAAAGACACAGCCCUUCCCCAAGGUUUCAAGAUAAACGACAAGAUCUGUAUAUUUCUGAACUCCCUCUUACCAUCUGCCUUGGAAGUUUCUGUACACACACACACACACCCACCACACACACACACACACACACACACACCACACACACACACACACACACACCUGUAUCCAUUCUUUUAAAAUAUCUGACCAGGAUCACAACUAUGAUUCUACAUCCCCAGGUGAAUUAGAUGGAGCACUUAAAAAUGUUCUUUCUAAUGCAAAAACAAAGAUGAUCUGAUAUUGAAGAUUACCUGACAUUGUGUGAUAUUACU
This is a messenger RNA of Eptesicus fuscus (big brown bat), 1621 nucleotides long. Its product is annotated as Y-box-binding protein 3-like. Gene Ontology annotation, molecular function: nucleic acid binding. Gene Ontology annotation, cellular component: nucleus. The record is from RefSeq and is a predicted model, not a curated record. NCBI's taxonomy places the organism in Eukaryota, Metazoa, Chordata, Mammalia, Chiroptera, Vespertilionidae. Gene Ontology annotation, biological process: regulation of gene expression. Bases 1 to 1194 code for a protein of 397 amino acids. The transcript has a single exon.